AUGUUUUUCAAUACAAUCGAUCAAUUAAAUCCAAUUGUUAUUGAUAAUGGUUCUGGUAUGAUUAAAGCAGGUUUUAGUGGAGAAGAUGCACCACGUACAAUCUUUCCAACUGUAAUUGGUCGUUCACGUUAUAAUACUAUUAUGACUGGUAUAGGUCAGAAAAAAUCAUAUGUUGGUGAUGAAGCAUUAUCAAAAAAAAGUAUUUUAACAAUUCGUUAUCCAAUUGAACAUGGAAUUGUUACAAAUUGGAAUGAUAUGGAAAAAAUUUGGUAUCAUACAUUUUAUAAUGAAUUACGUAUUGUACCAGAAGAACAUCCAAUUUUAAUUACAGAAGCACCAUUGAAUCCAAAAACUAAUCGUGAAAAAAUGAUACAAAUUCUUUUCGAACAAUUUAAUACACCUGCUAUGUAUGUGGCAAUUCAAGCUGUUCUUUCACUUUAUGCAAGUGGUCGAACAAUAGGUGUUGUUUUGGAUAGUGGUGAUGGUGUGUCUCAUACAGUACCGAUCUAUGAAGGUUAUGCUUUAACACAUGCAAUUAAUCGUCUAGAUUUAGCUGGACGAGAUCUAACUAAUUGGAUGGUUCGAUUAUUGACGGAACGUGGUUAUGCAUUGACAUCAACAUCUGAACGUGAAAUUGUUCGUGAUAUAAAAGAAAAAUUAUGUUAUGUUGCAUUAAAUUUCGAACAAGAAUUAAUAACUUCUAGUAUAUCGAAUAAUAUUGAAACAAAUUAUGAAUUACCUGAUGGUCAUAUAAUAACAAUUGGUAAUGAACGAUUUAAAUGUCCUGAAGCACUUUUUACACCAUCUAUGAUUGGUAGUGAAGAAGAUGGUAUUGCUCAAAUAGUUUAUAAUACAAUUAUGAAAUGUGAUAUUGAUGUACGAAAAGAAUUAUAUGUAAAUAUAGUUUUAUCUGGAGGUACAACUAUGUAUCCAGGUAUUGCUAAUCGAAUUGAAAAAGAAAUUAAAAUAUUAGCACCAUCAACUAAGAAAGUUAAAAUUAUUGCUCCAUCUGAAAGAAAACAUACAGUAUGGAUUGGUGGUUCAGUUCUUAGUUCAUUAGCAACAUUUGAAACUAUGUGGAUAUCGAAACAUGAAUAUGAUGAAUUCGGUCCAUCGAUUGUACAUCGAAAAUGUCUUUAA
Messenger RNA from Rotaria sordida, 1140 nucleotides. Lineage: Eukaryota; Metazoa; Rotifera; Eurotatoria; Philodinida; Philodinidae. The record is from the annotation of a GenBank genome assembly.